Chrysemys picta bellii (western painted turtle) is the source of this 1849-nucleotide messenger RNA. The record is from RefSeq and is a predicted model, not a curated record. Lineage: Eukaryota; Metazoa; Chordata; Testudines; Emydidae.
UGGGGGAUUUGCCCUCCGAGGCCCAUGGAUGACACUGCUCUUAUUCACUAUACCUUGACAGCCCUGUGGACUAAAGUGGUCCAUUUGCCUGCAAUAGGCAGUGGCAGUACAAACCCCGCUUCUUCUCCAAUGGGCCUCAAGCCAACCUUGGUUGAAAUUAGCAACCUUUAUGGCUGAGAGGGUAAUUCAGUCUCCGUGCUCCUUCGCUCCUGCUGCAGCUAGCAUCUGGGGAACAGCUAGUAGCAGUUGUGAGUGUGACAGUGGUAGCUUUUGUGAAAGUGAUUCUUACCCCCUAAGAAAGAGACUGAAACAAUCCACUAAUUUCACAGGUCAUUGAACAUCUAUCCAAUGGGUUUGGGUCAUUACUUACCAGGGCUAGAUUUAAGUGGGGUCAUAGAACACUUAAUGGGUGGCAAUAAAUUUCAAUUAAAAAAAACACCAACACAAAUAGCAGAAGUUUAAAAUGAUGGGUGGCCCUUUUUUCUAACUCUGAAUUUUUCUAUAAGCUGUUUGAAAUGUUAGAUUUCUGAUGCCAGUUUUAAUUAAAGGGAAUUAAAAAGCUGGCCAACACUUUUUCUUUGUAUGGCACAGAAGUAAAUUUGUGAGGUGGGCGCCUCACAAUGAGGUAUGGAUGUAUGUGUUCAAUAAGUUAAUGAAUACACUGUUUUAACUCAUUUUUUCUUCAGGAAGGUAUUUCUUUCAUGUCCCUUUGGGUUCAUGUCAGCUUCAGCCCCUGCACCAUUCUUGGUGUCAGAAAAAAUCAACAUCUGCUGUACAACACAACUGUGUCAAUUCCCCAACGAUGAAUCAAACCUUCAAGACACCAAACGAUGCACUCUCUAAUUUGUACUCCUCUGAACAACAAUCUGCCAUCCUGCAAGUGCUCAACACGGCAUCUGAGAGAGAGCUUUCCACCAUUAAACUAUUGCAAGGAAGAAAGUCUGUCCGUGUAAUUGAGCAUAGGGAAAAAUAUGGACCAUUUCAGAACUUGCAGAGUUUAUUGAACGUCCCUCUCUUUCAAUAUAAAACUGUUAUUAAGGUGUGUAAUUUUAUCCUCAAUCCAUCUGAGAAAGGAGAUAGAAGAGAGAGAAAAAUACGAGACACCAGGCCUUCAAUGAGGUUUAUUAAACCUGAAAUAGAGAGAGAGAGGUUGAAGACUUUAGAUAGCAUUGUGUCUGUUGUUUUUGGCACCCGUAAAAUUGCAUGGGCUCAUGUUGAUCGAAAUCUAGCAGUUCUUGACUGGCAACAAGAAAAGUGUGGUAGAUUCAUGAAAGGAACCUAUAUUCCAGCAGUAUAUCUGGAAGAAAUUUCUUCAGUAGUUUCUAAGAUUCCUGAAGCUGAUCUUUAUAUUCUGGAAAAAAAUGGACUGCCUGCUCAAAAUACAAAUCUCUUUCCUAUAACAUUACAUCUUCGCACUGUGGAAGCUAUGCUGUAUGCCCUAUUACAAAAGACAUUUAUGCAAGGUGGCCAGCACAAGGUACUAAGUAUGGCCCGAAGCACUGUAGGAAAACACUUUGGAUUGAUGGUAGGAGACUCUCGGUCUAGUGGAAUGGACCUGGUGAAGCAGUUUCUCUUACAGUCAAUUAUCCAAGAACAGCCCCGGUUGUCCUUUUCCCGGAACAAGGUGGUACAUUACAGAAACCUAUUUUCUUCAGUCACAGAAAACAGACAUGAGGAGAUGUGUGAUUCAUUACUACAGGCUCUAGCCUUCUAUGAGCUUAUAUUAAACAACACUACUUAAACCUUUUGCUGUUAUGAGUAGAACCACAAUAAACUUACACCUAAUGUUUUGAUCAAGUAUCAGAUAUUUACUGACACAUUAAAUGAUGUGCUGAUGAGCAGAAACCAA